Molecule: messenger RNA, 1013 nt
Organism: Gastrolobium bilobum
Lineage: Eukaryota; Viridiplantae; Streptophyta; Magnoliopsida; Fabales; Fabaceae
Product: B3 domain-containing transcription factor VRN1-like
Exons: 4
Coding region: 3-1013 (336 amino acids)
Molecular function (GO): DNA binding
Source: RefSeq, a predicted model, not a curated record
CAAUGGCAACCUUGACUUCCCCUAACAACCAACCAAAUAAGCAUUCUUCAUUUACUACAAUCCGUUUCUUUAAGAUUAUUCUCAGUAAAAGUCUGGAAGAUGGAAAUCUUAAGAUCCCAAACAAUUUCACAAGGAGAUAUGGUGGUGGUCUGCAAAACCCAAUGUUUCUCAAAACCCCAGACGGCAUUGAAUGGAAAGUAUAUUGGACUAAACAUGAUGGUCAAAUUUUGUUUGAAAAGGGAUGGAAAGAAUUUGCUAGUUAUUACUCCCUAGAUCAUGGGCAUUUAGUAGUGUUUGAAUAUGAGAAAAAUUCUAGUCAUAUUGAGGUACACAUAUUUGACAUGAGUGCCCUUGAAAUAGACUAUCCUUUCCAUGACCAUACCAUUGAUGAUUCAGUGGAAAUUUUGAAUGAGCAACCUCCAUGUCAGAAGAAAAGACUGAAAUCACCAAUGUCAUCUUGUCCAACAAGUAAGAAAUCGAGAACUGGCAUAGCUAGAGAAGAUGAAAGAAGCCUCAAUCCGCAAAAUUUUCUCCCGCAUGUCCAAACUAAAGGUAGUCAAUCUGAAGUAACAAACUCUGAGAUGCCAAUAAUUGCAUCUGUCAAGCAAGAGUUGGAUGGUGGGAAUGCAAGCAAAAGAACUUCACUGUUGAUUACUCCCUGCCCCGGGACAACCGGAUCUCUAAAAGAAGUUAUGAAGUUCACCUCUGAAAAUCCCUUUUUCAUAAUCAAUAUAUGGCCAAGUUAUGUGAGGAAAAGCAGAGCAAGUAUACCAAGUGCCUUCGCCAGGAAGUAUGUACAGAAGAACAAGCAGAAUGUGAUGAUACAGUUUGGGAAGAAGUUGUGGCCUGUAAGGUUGCUCUAUUAUCCAAUAAAUUCUGUUGUCAAUUUUGCCGCUGGUUGGAACCUUUUUGCUAAAGAAAGCAAAUUGCAAGUUGGAGAUAUUUGUAUCUUUGAACUCAUUAAUAGAGAAGAGUAUGUAUUUGAUGUUCAUAUUUUCAGAGGCCACACAUAG